Syngnathus typhle (broad-nosed pipefish) is the source of this 2741-nucleotide messenger RNA. RefSeq names its product titin. Bases 116 to 2620 code for a protein of 834 amino acids. The record is from RefSeq and is a predicted model, not a curated record. Gene Ontology annotation, biological process: cell surface receptor signaling pathway. Gene Ontology annotation, molecular function: transmembrane signaling receptor activity. The transcript has 17 exons. NCBI's taxonomy places the organism in Eukaryota, Metazoa, Chordata, Actinopteri, Syngnathiformes, Syngnathidae.
AAAAGCAGAUGUGGCCAAUAGAGGAAAGCCGCUGCUCACACGCCCGUUCAGUGGGUUUCCUUUGCCCAACAGCGACCGACUGCAGAACUUGGGUGCAUGCGCGACUCAAUGGAAAAUGGGGCUCAUCGAGGUCGUAGGUGUCAUCUAUAUUACUGCUCUCUGUGCGGCGCUGGCUGAUGAGGAUGUCACUUCCAUGUUGAAGGACUUUGUCCCAACUAGUGCACCGCCAACUGACAUACCUGCAACCGCCCCCGUGUUCAGCGACACUUCCCCAACCAAUGAAGUGACAACUGAGACACAGACUGUUUAUGAACUUCCAGUUCCAUCACUGCACCUGAUGUCCCCCUGGUGGGACGUCUUCCCCUUUGAGAAAGCCCAGUUUGAAUGUCGGGUCAACGACAGCUCUGACUGGACCUUCAGUUGGUACAGAAACGGGGAGCUCUUGGAUGAUGCCGAGCCAAACGUUUCUUCCGACCAAGCCACGCUAACAAUCACUGCGGCGUCUCAGUCGUAUUCUGGAAUGUACUCUUGUAAAGCUCAUCACAAAGUCAUAGGCCGAUCCAGCGACAGUAACACAGUUCAAUUGAAAGUUUACGCAAACAAGCCCAAGCCAACGUUGGUGCUAAAGCCAAAGUUGCAGCAGAUGUUUCCUGGAGAAUCUGUCACCUUCCAGUGUGGAAUUCAAAACUCCAUUGGAUGGGACUACGUGUGGUAUCACAAUGACACGCAAAUCCAAGGAUCUUUUACGGACAGCCAUCGAAUUGUUCCUUUAGCGCUGUCCCACAGUGGACGCUACUACUGCAAAGCCAAGAGAGGACAAAGUCCUUUCUACACGGAGCAGAGUGAGACGUCAACGAUGCAGGUGUCUGAACCACCCACCCCAACCAUGCAGCUAGAGAGUCCCUGGUCAGACGUGUUCCAAAAGGAACACGUGGUUCUGAGUUGUGCCGUGGGCAGUCCUAACUGGACAUUCGCCUGGUACAGAAAUGGAAUGAAGGUUCAGGAAGACCCAACGCUGGCUCUGAGUUUAAGCGGGUCGUUUCUUAACAUCACCGCUGCUUCUCGAGUCCACCAGGGUAGAUAUGCCUGCAAAGCUCAACUGGAGUCCAGAAGCGUCAGCUCAGCUUUGAGCAACAGCAAAGAUGUUACAGUUUAUGAAAAUAUCCCGAAGCCUUCACUGACUAAGGAUUCUGGUUUCAACCCAAUGUACGUUGGAGAAAACGUCAACUUCACUUGCGCCAUUCAUGUGGGGUCUGACUGGGCGUACCGCUGGUUCAAAGAUGGAAAGGAGCUGGUGGACACGGACAAAACCCUCCGAUUACACCUCAGGCCUCAGGAUGGGGGGGCUUACUGGUGCAAUGGCACCAGAGGCAACCAAACAUCUACAGACAUCAGUGACACCAUGACUCUGGUUGUUCUCGAAAUUCCUCUUCCAUCUUUGACGCGAAGCACUCGGUGGGCUGAUGUGUUCCCCACCGAAAGCGUGACCUUGACCUGCGCUAUGGCCGGCAGUUCCGACUGGACGUAUACGUGGCGACGAGACAAUCGGACAAUCCACAGCGGUGACGCGGUGUCUUUCGGACCGGAUAGAGCUACCUUGUCCAUCAGCUCUGCCUCGGCUUCUCACCAAGGACAAUACUGCUGCUUGGGAAAUCUCAAGGGCAGGUCUGUUAGCAGCGGUUGGACAUCUGGAAUGACCCUCCGGGUUUACGACAAGAAGCCCGUGGUCAAAAUGCGCCAAGACCCAGACUUUCCGCUCAUGCACACUGGAGAUUUUGUGUCGUACAACUGUCACGUCAACCGAUCCUCUGGUUGGGAGUAUGCGUGGUACCAAGACGACACUCGACUUAGUGUCUCUGGAAACAAUUACACAAUCCAUUCUGCGCUCAAAACAAACUCCGGAUCGUAUAGAUGCGAAGCAAUCCGAGGGGAAAGUCCUCGUAUCUUCAAAACGGAACAAAGUCAGGCUUUGAGGCUACAAAUUGAAGAACGGCCAUCUGCAAACAUCGAUGUCUUAACCGGAUGGUCUGAGGUCUUUUCCACUGACAGUCUUGUGCUUAAGUGUGAGGUGAAAGAUAGUAAUGUCACAUGGAACUACGCAUGGUUCAUCGAAGGGCAGCGGAUCGCAAACGCGUCGUCUGACAGAUACACGGUGACCCCCCAGAAUGACCCCCAACAGAGCCAAUACGUUUGCCGGGGCCUUCGCAACGGCCGACCUUCUUACUCCCAAGACAGCGGAUCUCUCGCGACGAAGAAUUUACUGUUGAAGAGACGGGUGCUUCUUUCCAUCUCCGGCUGUAUGGCCUUCGGUAUGGUUGUUGUUUUCCUCUGCUGCAUCGGUCUCAGAGUCACCAGGAAAAAAAAAGACGAUGACGACGGGCCAGAGGAGGCCGAGCUCUUCCUCACCAUGGCUCAGCUCAAGAAUCGUGACGACGCUCCUUGUCCACUGGUUGAUUACAUCACAGAUGCAGAAGUAAAGGUUCCAGCAAAAGAUGAAGCGGACAUUAUUUCUAGUGAACCGACAACAGAUGUGACCUCUCAGGAUGACCUAGUUGUAGCAACAGAGAGCAGUGAAGCCCCUUCAGCAGAGGAAGCUGCUCUGGUUUCCUUUCAACGCUGAGCCGCCAAAGAUGUCUGUGUUGGUAAUUGAAAGCCGCUCCAAAGGAAAAGUUUGAUGAAACUGGUGGUAAUAAUAUCGGUUGCUUGAAAGUGUAGGAUUCAAUUAAAAUUUUUCGGAACAA